AUGAUGACUUCUAAAGUUCCGACGGGUUUUCGGCAUGCAUCUGCCGAGCUCGAAUUUUCUAAAGAAAACUACGCAGUGAAGGAUUUUCGCCGGAGCGUGUUUCGACGCCAGACCCAGUCUUAUACGCCCAUUUUGCUGUCAAAAGAUGCCAAGCGUCGCCAGGAGGUUCGUAACCGUUCCGCGGACCUAACAUCUUCUCAGUGGACUGGACAGCAUAGUUCGCCGAAAAUGCAUAAAGAGAACGGUAUAGGGCAUCAACGCGGCAGAGACACCUCUCGAGAUGCCACCGAUGAGUUCCGCGGUCUGUGCGUAAUUGACGAUGACGGUAUUUCCCCCUGUGCAUCCUCCGCCAUGUCAACUUCCUUCCCCUCCUGUCAGAGGCUCAAUGGCGCUAAGAAGGUUUCCGGAAGCCUGAACGAUGCUAGGAGAUCCCCUAAUGCAUUCACUAUGCACGAACAGGGCAAGCGAGCUGACAAGGAGCGUGCCUGGGAGAUGACGUCCCAAAAACGACACCGAGAGCAUGGAAAAGAAGUGUCCUCCAGGGGGACUUGUCAGGGCUUAAACGUGCAUUCAGAGACUGCAAGGGCAGACGCGGAUUUCCCUUCGAAUUCCGUGCCGGAGGGUUCCGCAAGACUGCCGACGACCAGUGAGAGCGAUUCGCCCAAUAUCUUUGAUUCGAGGGGUGGGGCGCCGUGCAUAUCCAAAGUCGCAAAAACAAGGGCUGCAGCAAAUGGUUAG
This is a messenger RNA of Dibothriocephalus latus, 738 nucleotides long. The record is from the annotation of a GenBank genome assembly. NCBI's taxonomy places the organism in Eukaryota, Metazoa, Platyhelminthes, Cestoda, Diphyllobothriidea, Diphyllobothriidae.